Bactrocera oleae (olive fruit fly) is the source of this 852-nucleotide messenger RNA. The record is from RefSeq and is a predicted model, not a curated record. NCBI's taxonomy places the organism in Eukaryota, Metazoa, Arthropoda, Insecta, Diptera, Tephritidae.
CGGAAAAAAUAAAAUGGUCAAAAGACCAAAUUGAAAAAUUAAUACAAUUGGUAGAAGGUAACGAGUGUAUUUAUAAUGUUAGAUCUACGAUGUAUUUGGAUCGAAAUGCCAAAGCUCAGGCGUUCAACAAAAUAGUUCAAGAUUUAGAAAUGCCAAGUUUAAAUGUUUUUGAGGUAAAAAAAAAAUGGAAAACCUUAAGGUCGCAAUAUUUGCGAGAAAUUCGCGAAUUCCGCACUUCCAAAAAAAGCGGAUCUGGGGUGGAUGACAUUCCUACACCAAAAUUGUGGUGCUUCUCCCAUUUAAAAUUUCUGGAGUCGUACUCACAAGUAAGGAGCGGAGAAUCAAAUUGCGAGGAUCCUGGUUCGUUGAUUGUUAUUUUCGAAUUGAAUUCAUUGAGACAAUUAAACGAUACACCAAGUACCCACACGACUUCGGCAGAAGUUAUUGAUAUAACUAAUGAUAGCAGCUAUAGAAAAGAAGCAGGAAGAAAACGGGGAAAAGAAAAUGCAUUCCAAAAACUCAAGAAAGACGUGGCUAAUUUUAAGGAUCGUAUGAAAGAAAAGCGAAAUAGGCCAUUUAGUUGGUUGGGGAAUUUAGUAACCACUAAAAUGGAGGAGAUAAUUCCCGAACUACAAGAUGAUGCUGCAUGGGAGAUACAGUGCCUUAUGCGACGAUUGGUGCAACAAUCAAAGAGUGCAUCGUCAUCACGCGCCCUUCCCUCUGAUAUUCUCCAGAAUGCCAUGAGUGGUGUUUUCGACGAAAGUGAUUUCGUUCUUUAAAGAAUGUGAUGAAUUAAAAUAGACUGAAAUGUUAAUUUUCCAUAUUAUGUAUAUAGUUUAGUUGAAGCAAAAA